AGCUACAAUGAGUCACAAGCAUCGACGCCACUUUGGCUAACAAGGGACAGAUAAUACCGUUCGAAGAUCCACAGGCCUGUCAGACAAGACCUGAACUCUUCCAACAGUUUGUCUAGUGGUUUUGUGGUGAGUGGGAGGCCUACUUUACAGUGAUGGAGCAGUGUGCAUGUGUUGAACGUGAGCUGGAGAAGGUUCUUCACCGAUUUGUCACCUACAGUCAUCAGUCAGAGGAACGAUUGGAUGAGCUACUUCGGAAUGUCUGUGAAUUACGCGCCCAGUUGGUUGCAUUCGGUGUGCAAGAUGCUGAUUUGUCUGUACUUUCACAAACAAUGGCUCAGUGCUGCAAAGAAAUAAAAGAAACAGUGCAGAUGCUAGCCUCCCGACAUAAGGACAUACACGGGAGCGUAUCAAAAGUGGGCAAAGCCAUCGAUCGGAAUUUUGAUGCUGAGGUGAGCGCUGUAGUGGCUGAGACUGUGUGGGAUUCCCCGGAGUUACAAAAGUACCUGAGUGAAACCAUUGUGGAGCACCUGUAUAGACAAGGCAUGCUUAGUGUGGCUGAGGACCUUUGUCAGGAAUCAGGCGUGGUAAUUGAUAUGAGUAUGAAGCAGCCUUUUCUGGAACUCAACCGCAUUUUGGAGGCUUUGAGAAUGCAUGACCUCAGACCAGCUCUCGAAUGGGCAGUGACAAACCGCCAGCGGCUCUUGGACUUAAAUAGUAGCCUUGAGUUUAAGCUGCACAGACUGUACUUCAUCAGUCUACUGAACGGAGGCAUCAGUAACCAGCUGGAGGCUCUGCAGUAUGCACGCCACUUCCAGCCUUUUGCCUCGCAGCACCAAAGGGAUAUCCAGAUCCUGAUGGGAAGUCUGGUGUACCUGCGGCACGGAAUUGAGAACUCGCCGUACCGCAGUCUGCUGGAGACCAACCAGUGGGCUGAGAUUUGUAACAUCUUCACCAGAGACGCCUGCGCACUCCUGGGCCUCUCUGUGGAGUCGCCUCUCAGCGUCAGCUUUGCGUCAGGGUGCAUGGCCUUGCCUGUGUUGAUGAACAUCAAACAGGUCAUUGAACAGAGGCAGUGCAGUGGUGUUUGGACACAUAAGGAUGAGCUGCCGAUUGAGAUUGACCUGGGAAAGAAAUGCUGGUAUCAUUCUGUAUUUGCUUGCCCAAUUCUGAGGCAGCAAACAUCAGAAAGUAAUCCACCCAUGAAACUCAUCUGUGGGCACGUCAUCUCCAGAGACGCCCUCAACAAGCUCACCAAUGCUGGAAAGCUGAAAUGCCCAUAUUGUCCAAUGGAGCAGAAUCCGUCAGAUGCCAAACAGAUUUUCUUUUGAUGCCUCCCUGAAGACGAACAGGGCUAGGAGAUGAAAGCUCGUUGGAGCAGAAAACUGAAUGAUCUUCAUUCACAGGCAUGACAAAGCCUUUUGGUUGAUGGUGUAAAGGUGGUGCAGCCACACCAAACAAUCAGCACCUAUUAGUUUGCAGAAGCCCAAGAUGACGGCAGCGUACCCGUAGAGCCGAAAGUCAGUAAGAGUUUGUCACGAUGGAAGGUCUCAAAGGAUCAUUCAUUCACAUUCAGUUACCACAGCCUGAUGUAAUGGGCUUUUAUAAAGAUAUGCGUGCGUGCGUGUGUGUGUGUGUUUGUGCGUGCGUGUGUGUG
Molecule: messenger RNA, 1654 nt
Organism: Chanos chanos (milkfish)
Lineage: Eukaryota; Metazoa; Chordata; Actinopteri; Gonorynchiformes; Chanidae
Gene: rmnd5b
Product: required for meiotic nuclear division 5 homolog B
Exons: 11
Coding region: 153-1328 (391 amino acids)
Biological process (GO): proteasome-mediated ubiquitin-dependent protein catabolic process
Cellular component (GO): GID complex; nucleus; cytoplasm
Molecular function (GO): ubiquitin protein ligase activity; protein binding
Source: RefSeq, a predicted model, not a curated record